CAAAUACGAGUUACGUUACAAUUGACGUAUCAUGUCUCCAUGUUAUCGCGACUGCUAUGGUAACGCAAACCUUGCAAGACGGUGAGUCAGGUGAGUGUAAUCGUCAAGAAGAGAGGUUGAGUCACUCAUUUUAUAAUUUCCUAUCUAAAUCAUACGAUUAAUGAGUAAUCUUUAAUUUAUAUUAGUGUAAUAGUAAAAAAGAUGUAAAGACUUAAUUACACGAUGGAGAAUUCGGGUUGUAUACAAGAGAAGGAUGAAUCUCAAGAAAAAGAAGAAGCCACGGAACAAGAUAAAACUGACAAAGAAAUUGACAUUAAUAAAUCGAAACUGCGCACAGGAUUGACUAAGCGAAUCGCGGAGCCACUCGACAGAAAAUCUCGAGAGAAAAAGCAUUGCGACUGGAUAAAAUCCACUUCCGACACGUACUGUCCAAAAACCAAACUUUUAAAAAGUUAUCACGUACAUCAAAAGACGUAUGACAGAUUAAAAAAAUACAUUAAAGAUGAAUCGAGGCUUUCCGAUUUACCACAAGAAUAUGAAACUUUGUCGAGGAGCACGAUGCCGAAGAAAAAGAAAAAAGACAUUGUUUCCCCUAAGGAUGAUUAUUAUAUGUCGCUAUGCCGGCGGAGAGCCGAAUUUCGUACGCAUCUGAUCAGGAAGAUCAAAGGGCUGGUGAGACACGGCGAAAGUUGGCGCGAGGGCAAAAUGGAAAUUUGCAGCGACUAUGCAAAAGAGCGGACGGCUUUAGACGACGAUAGCGUUUGCGGACGAACGGCGGCAAUUGGGGGCGACGUCGAUAUCUGGCUCACAGAGGAAGACAAGAAUCUGUUGAGGUAUUAUUACUACAUUCUUCAUGAGGUUGACGACACUCACGCAGGCACCUUAGAUUCUGACACGUUAAAGAAGAUCACGAGCAUGGUGCCCGCUGAAUGGCAGAAGAGACACAACAAGUGCUUCAAUCAAUUGAUACGGGAAUUAAAAAGUGACUAUGUUACGAAUAUGAAAAAAUCCAUCGUGGACUUUGUGCUGCAGGAACCUUUCGACGAGGCAUUCUGCGCUACGCCGUUGCCCUCCCGGGGAAUCACCGAAUUGUUGUCGCCCGAGCACAGUGCUAAAUACCAAAAAAUAAGAGCAAAAUUGGAGAGAAGAUCGAUCAUCGUGUAUCACCCGUGCAUACACAAAACUUUGGACCACUGGUAUCGCGAGUAUGGAGAGUCCAAACAAGUAGACAAACGAAAGCUGACAUCGUACGGGCAGUCGUAUGACUUUUCGAAAUUCGAUUCGAUAUUCUCAAGAAUCCUUGGAGAUACGAGCGAUAAUCUUCUCAAACGGUGGCUGCCAAAGAUCCACAAUAUUUUACUCGCGGCAUCGAAGAAAGGAAAUUUGCCACCGGUGAAUGACCCGCGAUAUAAUAGAUUCUUCAAUUGUCUUGCCUACGUCAUGGAAGAUCAAUUGCGAGACUUGUGCUUGCGUUCGAUGGAAGAUUACAUUUAUUAUCUCGUAGACGUCGGUUACACAAAUUGCGGCUUUAAUAUAGAGGUUGUGGUACGAAACACGUCCGUCAUGUUUGAUCCCACAUUUAAAGUAUUUACGAAUGGACUUAUAACGCUGUUGAAUUCUCUUUACGAUGCUGUAACAACAUUACCGCGAGCGGAGAUAAAACUUGAAACGAGCGGAGACAGUAGUUUUCCUGAAUUGCUUACGCCAGUAAUUUCUUCGAGCCUUCUUGAGCAAUAUGCAAACGUCAUAUCAAAUUUAAUUCAGCAAUAUAAAACUGAUCCGGAAAAGCAACUGCACGAGUUCGAUAAAUACAUCAGAUUGAUAAACGAAGCGGAUGUCAAAUACGUUCGGGAUUUUUUGAAGACACAACCACCUAAUCCAUAUCAGAAAUAUUGCGAACUCGUUGAUUAUUAUGAUCGAUUGAGCAAAAAUAUUCCGCUAGAGUUUCAUUGGACAUCUUUUACCGAUCUCUUUGAAGUUCGCCGACAUCAUAUUAUAAGGCAUCUCGCUUCUACAGCUGCUCAACUCAAAGACGAAUUGAUUUCAAGAAUGGUUGCCGAUUAUCAACAAAAAGUUCGAGCUAUAGGAGAUGUUUAUCAAAACAUCGCAGAUCAAGCAUUAAGUAUACCGCUCAAUACGUCAGAACUCAUGAAACUGCAAGCUUUUAUACAUAAAUCUGAAACAGAGACUGUUUUUGAAUUAGAGACUCGAUUAAAAGAAGUAAUGAAAUAUAUCAUAUUUUUAUCAGAUUAUCACCAUUUAACACCGGUCGAAUUGAAGAGCAAUAAUUUUGCUUUUCAUUGGUAUCAUACAAUGUCUGAAAUUUUCGAAAAGCAUCGAGAGAUAAUUGCAAGUAAAACGGGCGAGUAUCAAGCAACACUCAAAGAUAGAAUCGAAAAAUUUGAACAGGAUCUUCAGAUUUAUGAAAAAUAUUGCAAUGAGUUGCAAUACUGGGGAAAUAUCGAAGAGAUACAACGAUACAAAAAGAAAGCAACGAGUCUCGAUAAAAAAUUGAUUGCUGCUAUGGAUACAAUCGUAGAAUUCAACGACGAGGAGAGAUUAUUCGGUUGGGAGAUGUCACAAUAUCCCUUAAGAAAAAAGAUAGCCGAUAAAUUGGCACCCUAUAAAAAAUUCUAUGACAUUGCCUGCGAAUUUUUAACUAACUACGAAAACUGGAUCGAAGCUAUGAUAGGCUCAUACGAUCCCGAAGAGAUCGAGAACGAAACGGGCGUUGCAUAUCGCUUGAUAUUUAAAUUAGAAAAGACUUUUCAAGAACCCGCAGUGAAGAAAUUAGCAGAAAUCGUAAGAAUGAAAAUUGAAGAUUUUAAAGAGCAUAUGCCGGUGAUACUGACUCUUGGCAAUCCUUCCCUGAAAAGUCGUCAUUGGGAGCAGGUUUCGGAAAUUGUUGGGUUUCCGAUAAAAGUCGAUCAAUACAUGACGUUGGCCAAGAUUCUCGACUACGGUCUAGGCGACUACGUCGUGAAAUUUGAUGUCAUAUCCGAAGCGGCCACUAAAGAGGGUAAUUUGGAAAGGGCUUUAUUCAAAAUGUAUUCCGAUUGGGCGGAUAUCGCGUUUAUCGUCAAUCUUUAUCGCGACACCGGCACAUAUGUCAUUGCCAGUGUGGAAGAGAUACAGUUGUUGCUCGACGAUCAUCUAACAAAAGCACAAACUAUGAAAAAUUCUCUUUAUAUAAAGCCCUUUGAGAAAGAAACCCUAGAAUGGGAAGCCAAAUUACUAUUGUUACAAGAUAUUAUGGAUUAUUGGCUCAAGGUUCAAGCGACGUGGAUGUAUCUUGAACCAAUCUUCUCAUCGCCCGAUAUACAGCAACAGAUGCCAGAGGAGAAUCGACGCUUUACCGCCGUAGAUAAAAUCUGGAGGGAACUUAUGACAAUCGUUGCGGUUAAUCCAGCAGUCAUGAUCGUCGUCAAUAUCGACAAGAUGCUGGACCGUUUGAAAAAAUGUACCCACUUACUUGAGUUGGUGCAAAAAGGACUUGCCGCUUAUUUAGAGAAAAAGAGGCUUUUCUUUCCGCGAUUUUUCUUCCUCUCUAACGACGAACUUUUAGAAAUCUUGUCCGAGACAAAGGAUCCUACGCGUGUACAGCCGCAUUUGAAAAAGUGCUUCGAGGGCAUUGCAAAAUUAAAUUUCACCGAUGCCAUGGAAGCCACAGCUAUGAUGUCAUCUGAAGAGGAGCAGAUUAUUCUCGAGGACAUAAUCGAUACGACUGCUGCACGAGGACAAGUGGAAAAGUGGCUCCUUGAACUUGAAACUGAUAUGAAAAAAAGCGUAAAGGCUCAGGUGAUACGAGCCAGAAAUGCUUUCCCGACUAAAGCUAGGAGUAAAUGGGCUCUGGAAUGGCCGGGGCAGACCGUCCUCUGCAUUAGCAAACUAUAUUGGACGGCAGAUGUUACCAAUAAGCUUCCGGAGGGCUCCGAAAGUUUAAGAAAUUACGUGGAAACGUGCACAUAUGAACUUAAUGAAAUCGUCACGAUCAUCCGCGGGAAAUUGUCAACGCAAAAUCGAACGACUUUAGAAGCAUUAGUAACCCUAGAUGUUCAUAGUCGUGAUGUAUUGGUGCAGCUAUGUGAGCAACUUGUAAAUCAAAUCACUGAUUUUAAGUGGCUUUGCCAAUUGAGAUACUAUUGGCUAGACGAGAAUUUGUACACGAUGAUGAUAAACUCUAAGCUAGGGUAUGCAUACGAGUAUCUAGGCAAUACGUCGCGAUUAGUGAUAACGCCACUCACCGAUCGAUGCUAUCGCACCUUGUUCGGUGCUCUCAACCAGCAUCUCGGUGGCGCUCCGGAAGGACCCGCAGGGACAGGAAAGACCGAGACUACCAAAGACUUGGCGAAAGCAGUCGCCAAGCAAUGCGUCGUAUUCAAUUGCUCGGAGGGACUAGAUUAUAUCGCCCUUGGCAAAUUUUUCAAAGGAUUAGCUAGCACGGGUGCGUGGUCUUGUUUCGACGAGUUCAACCGCAUUGAUCUAGAAGUGCUGUCAGUAGUAGCGCAACAGAUACUGAUUAUUCAACGAGCUAUACAGGCAGGGAAGGAGAUCUUGGUAUUCGAGGAAACCGAAUUGAAGCUAGACCGUACUUGUGCGGUAUUUACCACGAUGAAUCCGGGAUACGCUGGCAGAACAGAGUUGCCGGACAAUUUGAAAGCUUUAUUCCGACCGGUGGCUAUGAUGGUGCCGGAUUACGCCUUAAUAUCGGAGAACAUUCUGUACUCAUAUGGAUUUUACAAUGCCAGGCCUCUGUCCGUUAAAAUAGUUAUGGCUUAUAAAUUAUGCUCGGAGCAACUGUCCAGCCAAAAUCAUUACGACUACGGUAUGCGAGCGGUGAAGUCUGUCUUAAUAGCGGCGGGACACUUGAAAUUGAAGUAUCCGGAAGAAAACGAGGAUAUUUUAAUCCUGCGCAGUAUCAAGGACGUGAAUUUGCCAAAGUUCCUUAGCGAAGAUAUACCGCUGUUUCACGGUAUCGUCUCGGAUCUCUUUCCAAACGUGCAACUUCCUGAGCCGGACUAUGUGCACUUGAACGCGUCCGCACGUAAAGCGUGCGCCGAUGCGAACAUUCAGUGCGUGCCGGUGUUUUUAGAGAAAAUCCAGCAAAUAUACGAGAUGAUGUUGGUCAGGCAUGGAUUCAUGAUCGUCGGGUAUCCCUUCGCCGGCAAGACUACGGCCUACAGGAUGCUAGCUGACGCACUCGAAAUUUGCGAAAAAAAUAAUUUAAUAAACGAGCGCAAGGUGGAGAUAACGGUGAUCAAUCCGAAGGCGAUAACUCUGGGACAGUUGUACGGGCAAUUCGAUCCAGCGUCCCACGAAUGGAACGAUGGUAUUUUGGCUAUUAGCUAUCGGGCUUUUGCAACUUCAACGAAUGACAAUCGAAAGUGGUUGGUCUUCGAUGGCCCAAUAGACUCGUUCUGGAUAGAGAGUAUGAACACCGUUCUUGACGACAACAAAAAGUUGUGCCUGAUGAGCGGGGAGAUUAUUCAGCUAGCGCCGACGACUAAUUUGAUAUUCGAGCCAUUGGAUCUGGAAGCUGCUUCACCAGCCACUGUAUCUCGCUGCGGAAUGAUUUAUAUGGAGCCUGGGGCGUUGGGAUGGGAGCCCUUAUUAAAUUCUUGGAUAGCCAAAUUACCAGAAGUGAUAGAUGAAUGGCUACGAGUCUUCCUGUACGAAUCGCUAUUCCUUAGGUUUUGUAAACCCCUUUUUCAUCUUUUACGCCGGUGCAAUGUAAAGGAAAUAUGUCCAAUGCCUGAUUCAAAUCUCUUACGAUCCGUCACUUAUCUCAUGGAUUGUUUCUUAGAUGAUUAUUAUAAUGAAGAAGUAGUAAAAAAUAUAAGCGAACUUGAUCUUCGAGCACAGAUAGAAGGUUCGUUUUUCUUCUCGUGCAUCUGGGCAAUGGGAGGCACUUUGGAAGCCAAAUGUAGAGAACCAUUUAGCAUUCUAUUCCAUGGGCUUCUGGAAAGAGAAUUUCCACUUGCACUAAUGAACACAUUUCAGUUACAAGAAUCGGUUCCGCCACCUUUAAAACCCUACAUAUUUAUUAUGCCGAAGCACAAUCUGGUAUUCGAUUACAGAUUUAUUAAGGAGGGCAAAGGAAAGUGGAAAUUAUGGUCGGACGAGUUAAUGUUGGCGCCGCCGAUUCCCCGCGAUAUUCCUGUCAAUCAAAUAAUCGUGCCAACCGUAGAAACGAUACGGUACACGGCGCUUUUUCAGAUGCUGGUACAACACGAGAAGCCGGUGCUCUUUGUAGGUCCGACAGGCACCGGAAAAUCGGUGUACAUAAUAGAUUUCUUAUUGAAGAAGAACAACGCCGCGGUGAAUAAGCCCUUACUGAUUACCUUUUCCGCACAAACCACUGCUAAUCAGACGCAAGAUAUUAUUCUGAGCAAGUUAGAUCGCAGGCGUAAGGGCGUUUAUGGCCCUCCUAUAGGUAAACGAUGGAUCGUCUUUGUCGAUGACGUCUCGAUGCCGCUGAAAGAAACGUUUGGGGCACAACCGCCUAUAGAAUUAUUACGACAAUGGUUGGAUCAUUGGCAAUGGUACGAUAGAAGGGAAGAGGCAUUAAUAAAAUUGAUCGAGAUUCAACUAAUGUGCGCAAUGUCUCCACCAGUCGCCGGCAAAGACGUUACACCGCGAUUUAAACGACACUUCGUCGUUCUGGCAAUAUCUGAAUUCGAGGAUGACGUUAUGAUCACGAUAUUUAGUAAGAUUGUUCUGUGGCAUCUCGAUACGAGGGGUUUUAGCAAAGAAUUUGAUCCAUGCAUCGAUCAAAUUGUUCUAGCAACAUUAGACAUAUACAAAGAGAGUUUGUGCAAUCUACUACCGACACCUGCGAAAUCCCAUUACAUGUUUAAUCUUCGUGAUUUUUCUAAAGUUAUCCAGGGAGUGCUUUUAUCAGUCCCGGAAACUAUGCCUGCACUUUCGAAUAUGAAACGAUUAUGGGUUCACGAGAUACUGCGUGUAUUUGGUGAUCGUUUAAUCGAUGAAGUCAACGUCAAUUGGCUGAUACAGCAAAUAAGUGUGACAUUGAAGACCCGUAUGGAAGUCUCAUUGGAUGAUCUCUUCAAAGAUCUGCUUCCAGAGAAAAAGCAAUAUAUAAAAAAAAUCACCAUGAACGAAUUGCGAAAUCUGAUAUUUUGCGAUUUUGCCAAAGUGGACAUUCGAUUGUAUCAAGAAGUUAGUGAUCUAGAACAAUUGCGAGAGAUCGUGGAAACCUAUCUUUCCGAGUAUAAUUCGAUGACAAAGAAGCCUAUGAAUCUGGUGUUGUUUCGGUACGCGAUCGAGCAUCUAUCGAGGAUAGCCCGUAUCAUCAAGCAACCACGAAGUCAUGCUCUUCUCGUCGGAGUCGGUGGUUCUGGAAGGCAGUCUUUAACCAGAUUGGCAUCGCACAUUUGCGACUACGACGUGUUUCAGGUCGAACUUACGCAACAAUACGGCCAGCGCGAGUGGUACGAGGAUAUUAAAACCAUCCUGAGAAAAGUCACCGCUACCGAAUUGCACUCGACUUUUCUCUUCAGCGACACGCAGAUUAAGGAGGAAACCUUUUUGGAAGAUAUCAGCAAUAUGCUUAAUUCAGGAGAAGUUCCUAACAUAUUCACGACCGAUGAGAAGGUUGAGAUAUGCGAGAAAAUGCGACUGAUUGAUCGACAACGAGAACGAGCGUUACAAACGGACGGUAGCCCUGCGGCGCUCUUUAAUCUGUUCGUACAAAUCUGUCGCGAUCAGUUACAUAUUGUUGUCACUAUGUCUCCCAUCGGCGACGCUUUUAGAAAUCGAAUUAGGAAAUUCCCGGCUUUAGUUAAUUGUUGCACCAUAGAUUGGCUUCAGCCAUGGCCUGAAGAUGCGCUGUUGGCUGUCGCGACCAAAUUCUUGUCUACGGUCGAACUUACAGAUCACGAAAGAAAAGUCGGUAUUGACAUGUGUCAAGUCUUCCACGUAUCCACGCAAAAAUUAAGUAGCGAAUUCUUGAUUCGUUUGAAUAGGCGCAAUUAUGUGACGCCUACGUCUUAUCUCGAAAUGAUCAAGACUUUUCAGACCUUACUCGACAAAAAGCGUGGAGAAGUACUGCACACUAAGGCUCGAUAUGAGGGUGGCCUAGGACAAUUAGACAGCACGCAGCAUCAGGUCACAGAAAUGCAGAAUACGUUAAAGCUACUGCAACCAAAAUUGAUUGCGGCUACGCAGGAUAUCCAGCGGAUGCUGGCUGACGUAGAAAAAGAAAGUCAGGAAGUCGCCGAGUUUGAGAAAGUGGUCAAAGUCGAUGAAACCGCGGCUGAAGUAAUCGCAAAUGAAGCUGCAGUGAUAAGAGCCGAAUGCGAUGCUGAUUUGGCCGAAGCUAUGCCUAUAUUGAAUCGAGCCCAAGAAGCGUUGAACACGUUAACAUUGGCAGAUAUCGCGAUAGUUAAAGCAAUGAAGCAUCCGCCAUAUGGCGUGAAACUCAUUGUGGAGAGUGUUUGCGUUCUCAAGCAAAUAAAACCAGAAAGAGUGCUGACAAAGGAGGGCGCCUACACCGAUGAUUAUUGGAAGGCCGCCUUGAGGAUGCUCAGCGACGUUAAAUUUUUAGACUCGCUACUUAAUUUUGAUAAGGACAACAUACCAGAAAAGGUAAUAGAAACAAUACGAAAAGAGUAUCUGACCAAUCCGGCCUUCGAUCCAGAGAAGAUCAAGAAAGUGUCGACAGCCUGCGAAGGAUUAUGUCGUUGGGUUAUCGCAAUGUCCGAGUACGAUAUAAUCGCGAAGAUAGUUGCUCCUAAAAAACGAGCUCUGGCGCGAGCCGAGGCUGUUUAUAAUGAUGCUGUAGAAAAGUUAAACAUGAAGAGAGAACAAUUGCGCCAAGUGCAGAAAAAGUUAUUGGAUCUUCAAGAAACUCUAAACAAAAGGAAAGUGGAAUUUCAAGUGAUGUCGGAUCAGGUGGCGGAUUGUGAGAUGAAGUUAAAGCGAGCCGAAGAUCUCAUUGGGGGUUUAGGCGGAGAAUAUACACGUUGGUCUCAAACUGCAGAGGAACUGGGCGACAAAUAUUAUCGGUUAACGGGAGAUGUGCUAAUCGCUUCCGGCAUAGUGGCUUACUUGGGCCCGUUUACCAUGCCAUUUCGUGUGCAGCAGAUAAGCGAAUGGGUACAACUGUGUUCGGAUAUGCAAAUGAUUUGCACCUACGAUUUCUAUCUGCGUGACGUACUCGGCGAUCCCGUUUUGAUUAGAUCUUGGAACAUCGCCGGGUUGCCCGCCGAUGCAUUUUCUAUCGACAACGGAAUUAUCGUUACAAAUGCCAGAAGGUGGCCUCUGAUGAUAGAUCCACAAGGCCAAGCUAAUAAAUGGAUAAGAAAUAUGGAGAGAAGAAACAAUAUAAGCAUUAUUCGAUUGAGCCAACUUGAUUACGUGAGGGUCUUGGAAAACGCGAUACAAUUUGGACAACCGGUAUUGUUGGAAAACAUAGAAGAGGAAUUAGACGCCAUUCUUGAACCGAUACUUCUCAAACAGACGUUCAAGCAUGCUGGUGCAUUAUGUAUAAAGUUGGGCGAUGCCGUGGUAGAAUAUAAUAAUAGUUUUAGGCUUUACAUCACGACUAAGUUAAGAAAUCCUCAUUAUUUGCCGGAAAUAACUGUAAGAGUAACUCUGUUGAAUUUCAUGAUAACACCGAGUGGUCUGGAAGAUCAGUUGCUCGGUAUUGUAGUCGCGAGGGAAAGACCCGACUUGGAAUCGGAAAAGAAUGUUUUGAUUGUGCAAAGUGCCGCGAACAAAAAGAUGUUGAAGGAGACAGAAGAUAAAAUUUUAGAGGUACUCUCCGUAGCGAAAGGUAAUAUUUUGGAGGACGAGGAAGCUAUCGACAUUUUAAUGGUGUCUAAGAAUUUGAGCGACGAUAUUCAGGUGAAGCAAGCGGCCACGGAAGCUACAGAAAGAUCGAUCGACGCUGCGAGAUCACAAUAUCAACCCAUCGCGGCCUAUUCGACCAUACUUUUCUUCACGAUAGCGUCUCUAGCUAACAUAGAUCCAAUGUAUCAAUAUUCAUUGAUAUGGUUUGUGAAUCUUUUUAAUAUGGCUAUCGAUAACACGGAACCAACCGAUAAAAUCGAACAACGUUUGAAGGACCUGACUAAAUACUUUACAUAUUCCCUUUACGUUAACAUCUGCAGAUCUCUAUUUGAAAAGGAUAAACUAUUGUUCACGCUACUUCUCGUUUUCAAUCUGCGCGAAACAAGGGAUACCCCGGAAACUGCGAGUCAAUGGUUGUUUCUGUUAACCGGCGGAAUAGGUUUGGAGAAUCCGUACGCUAAUCCUACCGAGUGGCUGCUCGUCAAACAUUGGGAUGAACUGUGCAGGCUGGAUAACGUCAAAGGAUUCGAAGGGAUCAGAGAAUCAUUCUCCAAAGCUGUUGACGAGUGGAAGAAGAUAUUCGACUCGAGAGAACCGCAGAAAGAGGUUUUCCCAGCACCCUACAAUAACUUGAAUUUAUUCGAACGAUUGAUAAUUCUACGAUGUAUCCGUCCCGAUAAAAUUAUCCCAGCGGUACAAUUGCUCGUGGAAGAACAACUGGGCGCGCAAUACAUGGAAGUACCACCUUUCGACUUGGUAUCCUCUUUCGCGGAUUCCAACUGUUGUAUUCCAUUGAUAUUCGUCCUGACUCCCGGUGCCGAUCCGGCACAAACCUUAUUGACGUUUGCCGAUGAACAAGGCUACGGCGCGGAACGACUUUUUUAUUUAUCGCUCGGUCAAGGGCAAGGACCAAUAGCGGAAGGAUUAAUAAAGGACGGUGUGUUGCACGGUAACUGGGUGGUAUUGCAAAACUGUCAUCUGGCCAAGAGCUGGAUGCCAACUUUGGAGAAGAUAUGCGAAGGCCUGAUACCCGAUGUGAUUCACCCUGACUUCCGAUUAUGGUUGACUAGUUAUCCGGCGGAACACUUUCCCAUAUCAGUUCUCCAGAACGGCAUUAAGAUUACGAACGAGCCACCUAAAGGACUCAGGGCUAACGUUUUGAGAUCCUAUGCGAGUGAUCCGAUCAGUAAUUCGGAGUUCUUCGAGGGUUGCGUUCAGAGCGAGUACUUUAAGAAGCUUUUGUACUCGUUAUGCUUCUUCCAUGCUAUCGUACAAGAGAGACGGAAGUUCGGCCCGAUCGGGUGGAACAUUCCGUAUGAAUUCAACGAAACCGAUCUGAGGAUUAGUGCUAUGCAAUUAAAAAUGUUCCUGGAUGAUUACAAGGAUGUGCAAUUCGACGCUUUAAUGUAUCUCACGGGUGAAUGCAACUAUGGAGGCAGAGUUACAGACGAAUGGGAUCGUAGAACAUUAAAUACUAUCUUAUCGAAGUUCUAUUGUCCGGAACUAUUGGCCGAUGAAAUAUAUUACUUUGACACAUCGUCUACUAUUUAUUACUGUCCAAUCGCCAGAGAAUACGAAGAAUAUGUUGCAUACACGAGGAAACUUCCGAUAAUUACAGAACCCAGUGUAUUUGGCAUGAAUGACAAUGCUGACAUUCUUAAAGAUCAGCGAGAUACAGACCUGCUAUUCACUUCGUUGCUACUCACUCAGGAUCGGACGGAUCUUUGGAAAAUUGAGGAAGCUGUUAAAUCCGGUGUGAGACAGACCUCAGACGAUGAGAUAGUUUAUGAUGUCGCGACAGAAAUCUUGAGCAAGCUUCCAAACGAUUAUGAUCUCAAUGCAGCACUUGUUAAAUAUCCUACGUUAUACAGUCAAAGCAUGAACACUGUAUUAGUGCAAGAGAUGGAUAGAUUUAACAAAUUAUUACGCUGUAUCAGGAAUAGCCUUAUCAAUGUACAAAAAGCCAUUAAAGGUUUGAUCAUAAUGUCCUUCGAGCUUGAAGAUAUUUAUGAAGCAAUCUUAACUAGCAAAUUACCUCGUUUGUGGAAAACAAAUUCUUACCCCUCCUUAAAACCCUUGGGCAGUUAUAUCAAUGACUUUUUACAACGUUUGGCAUUUUUACAGAAAUGGUAUGAAAAGGGACCACCGAUUACAUUCUGGUUAUCUGGAUUUUAUUUCACACAAGCGUUUCUAACUGGGAUACUGCAAAAUUAUGCGCGAAAGUAUCAGAUCCCUAUAGAUCUUCUCGCGUUUGAUUUCAAAAUUUUGAAAGAAACUGUCUUCACAAUCGCGCCCGAGGAUGGUGUCUACAUUUAUGGAUUAUUUUUGGACGGCGCAAGAUUCGAUAUAAUGAAAAUGUGCAUAGAGGAAAGCUUUCCUAAAGUACUUUAUGACAAUGUCCCAUUUCUGAUGUUGAUACCGAUGAAGAGGCAGGAUAUCGAAGAAAGACGAUCAUACGUUUGUCCGCUCUAUAAAACUAGUGAACGUCGCGGAGUAUUAUCCACCACUGGCCACUCCACAAAUUUCGUUAUAGCUAUACGAUUGCCCACAGAGAAGCCACCUGAACAUUGGAUUAUAAGAGGAGCAGCUUUGCUUUGUCAACUCAGUGAAUAA
Monomorium pharaonis (pharaoh ant) is the source of this 12426-nucleotide messenger RNA. RefSeq names its product dynein heavy chain 7, axonemal. Bases 223 to 12426 code for a protein of 4067 amino acids. The transcript is spliced from 51 exons. Gene Ontology annotation, biological process: microtubule-based movement. The record is from RefSeq and is a predicted model, not a curated record. Lineage: Eukaryota; Metazoa; Arthropoda; Insecta; Hymenoptera; Formicidae. Gene Ontology annotation, molecular function: ATP hydrolysis activity; ATP binding; dynein light intermediate chain binding. Gene Ontology annotation, cellular component: dynein complex.